Messenger RNA from Engraulis encrasicolus (European anchovy), 3250 nucleotides. RefSeq names its product elongation factor Tu GTP binding domain containing 2 (gene eftud2). Gene Ontology annotation, cellular component: cytosol; U4/U6 x U5 tri-snRNP complex; U2-type catalytic step 2 spliceosome. The record is from RefSeq and is a predicted model, not a curated record. Gene Ontology annotation, biological process: mRNA splicing, via spliceosome. Gene Ontology annotation, molecular function: U5 snRNA binding; GTP binding; GTPase activity. The transcript is spliced from 28 exons. The coding region runs from base 113 to 3025 and encodes 970 amino acids. Lineage: Eukaryota; Metazoa; Chordata; Actinopteri; Clupeiformes; Engraulidae.
CACUACUGUUGUGUGGUGGGAUGCAGUGGUUAGCAAGUGUUGAGUUGUCGUAGAAGUAGUCACAAAAAUUGUAAACAUUUAACGGGUUAUAAGCUCCUCCGCAUACUUAGCCAUGGAAACGGAUCUGUAUGAUGAGUUUGGAAAUUAUAUCGGCCCAGAGCUGGACUCGGACGAGGACGAUGAGCUUGAUGCCGAGGACAGAGAUGUGGAUGAGGCAGACGAGGAUGAGGACGAUGAGCAGGGUGAAGGGGAUGACGACGUCCCCGGUAUGGAGGUUGUCCUGCAUGAGGACAAGAAGUAUUACCCCACAGCAGAGGAGGUCUACGGACCUGAAGUGGAGACCAUCGUCCAAGAGGAAGACACGCAACCUUUAACCGAGCCCAUCAUAAAGCCGGUGAGAACCAAACAGUUUACACUGAUGGAGCAGGAGCUGCCGGCAACUGUAUACGACAUGGAGUUCUUGGCUGAUCUGAUGGACAACCCUGAGCUGAUCAGGAAUGUCACUCUGUGUGGUCACCUGCAUCAUGGGAAGACCUGCUUUGUGGACUGCCUGAUCGAACAGACUCACCCUGAAAUCCGGAAGAGAGAUGAUGCAGAUCUCCGUUACACAGACAUCCUUUUCACUGAACAGGAGAGAGGAGUAGGAAUUAAGAGCACCCCAGUCACAAUGGUACUGCCGGACUCGAGAGGAAAAUCAUACCUCUUCAACAUCAUGGAUACGCCAGGUCACGUGAACUUCUCAGAUGAGGUGACUGCUGGGAUCCGGCUUUCUGACGGGAUUGUGCUGUUCAUCGACGCAGCAGAGGGUGUGAUGCUGAACACAGAGCGUCUGAUCAAGCACGCCGUGCAGGAGCGCCUGGCCAUCACCAUCUGCAUCAACAAGAUCGACCGGCUCAUCGUGGAGCUGAAGCUGCCCCCCACGGACGCCUACUACAAGCUGCGGCACAUCGUGGACGAGGUCAACGGCAUGCUCAGCACGUACUCUACAGAUGAGAGUCUGGUGGUGUCUCCUCUGCUGGGUAAUGUGUGCUUCGCCUCCCCCCAGUACAGCACUUGCUUCACUCUCGCCUCCUUCGCCAAGAUCUACUCUGACACCUACGGUGACAUCAACUACACAGAAUUUGCAAAAAGGCUGUGGGGAGAUAUCUACUUCAACCCCAAAACGAGGAAGUUCACUAAGAAGCCCCCCACCAGUAACUCCCAGCGCAGCUUUGUGGAGUUCGUACUGGAGCCCCUUUAUAAGAUCCUCUCCCAGGUGGUUGGUGACUGUGACACGUCGUUGCCGCGCGUGCUGGACGAGCUGGGCAUCCACCUGACCAAAGAGGAACUGAAAGUGAAUAUCCGACCCCUGCUCAGGCUCGUCUGCAACCGCUUCUUUGGGGAGUUCACAGGCUUUGUGGACAUGUGUGUGCAGCACAUCCCAUCUCCACUGUCUGGGGCGCGGGCCAAGAUCGAGCACUGCUACACCGGCGGCCUCGACUCAGACCUGGGGGAGGCCAUGACCGAGUGUGACCCAGACGGUCCUCUGAUGUGCCACACCACUAAGAUGUACAGCACGGAUGACGGGGUGCAGUUCCACGCGUUCGGCCGGGUGCUGAGCGGUACGCUGCAGGCUGGCCAGCCCAUCAAGGUGCUGGGGGAGAACUACUCCCUGGAGGACGAGGAGGACUCGCAGGUCUGCACCGUCGGACGCCUAUGGAUCUCGGUCGCCAGGUAUCAGAUUGAGGUGAACCGUGUGCCAGCUGGAAACUGGAUCUUGAUUGAGGGCUGCGACCAGCCGAUCGUCAAAACGGCCACCAUCACAGAACCACGAGGAAACGAAGAGGCUCAGAUCUUCAGGCCACUGAAGUUCAACACGGCGUCAGUGAUCAAGAUCGCCGUGGAGCCUGUGAACCCCUCAGAGCUGCCCAAAAUGCUGGAUGGCUUGAGGAAGGUCAACAAGAGCUACCCCUCCCUCACUACCAAGGUGGAGGAGUCAGGGGAGCAUGUGAUCUUGGGAACAGGUGAGCUCUACCUGGACUGUGUCAUGCACGACCUGCGCAAGAUGUACUCCGAGAUCGACAUCAAGGUGGCUGACCCCGUGGUGACCUUCUGUGAGACGGUUGUGGAGACGUCCUCCCUCAAGUGUUUCGCCGAAACGCCAAAUAAGAAGAAUAAGAUCACCAUGAUUGCUGAGCCACUGGAGAAGGGACUGGCGGAGGACAUUGAGAACGAAGUGGUGCAGAUCACAUGGAACAGGAAGAAGUUGGGAGAGUUCUUCCAGACCAAGUACGAUUGGGAUCUGUUGGCCGCCCGUUCCAUCUGGGCCUUUGGGCCAGACACCACCGGGCCCAACAUCCUGGUAGACGACACACUGCCCUCUGAGGUGGACAAAGCUUUGCUGGGUUCUGUGAAGGACAGUAUCGUACAGGGAUUCCAGUGGGGAACGAGGGAGGGACCGCUGUGUGACGAACCGAUCCGUAAUGUGAAGUUUAAGAUCCUGGAUGCGGUGAUCGCUCAGGAGCCUCUGCACAGGGGAGGGGGGCAGGUUAUCCCCACCGCACGACGAGUCGUCUACUCCGCUUUCCUCAUGGCCACGCCCAGGCUGAUGGAGCCAUACUACUUUGUGGAGGUCCAGGCCCCGGCCGAUUGCGUGUCAGCGGUCUACACAGUUCUUGCCAGGAGAAGAGGUCACGUGACCCAGGACGCCCCAAUCCCGGGCUCUCCCCUGUACACCAUCAAGGCCUUCAUCCCCGCCAUCGACUCCUUUGGCUUCGAGACGGACCUGCGCACGCACACACAGGGCCAGGCCUUCGCAUUGAGCGUCUUCCACCACUGGCAGAUCGUGCCAGGUGAUCCCCUGGAUAAGGGUAUCGUGAUUCGUCCCCUGGAGCCACAGCCUGCCCCCCACUUAGCCCGCGAGUUCAUGAUCAAGACACGCAGACGCAAGGGCUUGAGCGAGGAUGUAAGUAUCAGCAAGUUCUUCGACGAUCCUAUGUUGUUGGAGUUGGCGAAACAAGACGUGAUGCUCAACUACCCCAUGUAAAGAGGCCGAUAUCCCCCAUCCCCAUCCGAAUAGCCCUUCCUCUGGAUCACCCGCCCUUUCUUCUCUCACACACACACACAUUGCAAGUGCAUUGUCAGUCCUCUUUAUUUUUUAUACUGUUUUGUAGAACGAGUGUGGAAAAAUAGUCUUUUUUUUAUAAUUAUUUGUAAUCAGUGGUCAUGAUGUAAAAUUGUCAUUGUCUAAAUAAAAUUGAUUUGAUUGUUA